AUGGCGGCCAGAUGGUUUCUAACUCCAGGAGCCCUGGGGCAAAAGGCACCCGGCGGGCCACCUGCUAUUGGGGACCUGGGAGCCCUGCGUGCGCAGCCGCCUGGCCGUGCGACCCUGCGAACCAGGCGGACCGGUUCCCCGCGGCCCGGGGGCAGGCAGCGUGGAGCCGUCCUCCGCCUCAUCUUUCCCGAGCAGGGAGGAGAUCCCGAGGCCACAGGCCCCCGACUGGUUAUCAGGUCCCGGAGCGCGAGGGCCUUUGUCUCCCCCACGGCCAACCCGCCGGCAGGAUUACGUUUCCGAGCCGAGGCCACUGCCAGGCGUCCCCAGGGCCCGCCGGGGCCCACCGCGCCCUGUGGCCUGCAGCGCUGGCCUGUCCCCGAUCGCCUCCCCAAGCGAGCGGAGGAGCAGGGCCCCAGCGCUGAGCUGGGGCUGGGGGUACACGGACGCCAGAGUCCUGGCUGCCAAGUACAGCUUCAAGGCGACAGCGUUUCUUCUCCUCCCGCCCCCGCCAAGUUGCUGAUCGAUCCACUGCCUGAAAUUCGGGAGCUCUCCAGGCGACGCUCAGAUCUGGAGAGAUGCGAGCGCCAAAGGCAACCAGACCGCAGGGAGGGACCGGCCGAGCGCGGGGCAGCUCUGCCUCGUCGGGGCAUCUCUCCGGGCCGCGCGCUCCGAGCGCUCCUUCGGGCACCGGUGCGGCAGCCUGGGCAGCAGGCGGCGCCGGGCGGGAACCCCCCGAGGCGGGUGCCAGCACCGUGCGCCCCAGGAGCCCCGGGCCGUUGCCUGGAGCUCGGCGACCACGUCCGCCCCUCACCGCCCCGCACCGAGGCUGGCUUAGCGCAUUGCGGCGACCUCGCCUCCUCCUCCUCCUCGCCGGGCCGCGAGCGCGCGCCGCAGCUGGAGAAGCGGCGCGGACGGAGGACUUUUCUCGCGUCCGAGGGCGCUCCGCACCAGUUGCAGCACGCCGCCGCGCCGGGCCCGCGCCGGGCGAUGGAGCUGGGACUGACAGAAGUGUGA
Jaculus jaculus (lesser Egyptian jerboa) is the source of this 1014-nucleotide messenger RNA. RefSeq names its product basic salivary proline-rich protein 1-like. The coding region runs from base 1 to 1014 and encodes 337 amino acids. The transcript is spliced from 5 exons. NCBI's taxonomy places the organism in Eukaryota, Metazoa, Chordata, Mammalia, Rodentia, Dipodidae. The record is from RefSeq and is a predicted model, not a curated record.